Molecule: messenger RNA, 794 nt
Organism: Aplosporella prunicola CBS 121167
Lineage: Eukaryota; Fungi; Ascomycota; Dothideomycetes; Botryosphaeriales; Aplosporellaceae
Exons: 2
Coding region: 348-794 (148 amino acids)
Source: RefSeq, a predicted model, not a curated record
CGGGCCACGCACACGGGGGAUCUGGGACGAGGGGGGAAUGAGGCCGUCUGGGGCUGGGCCGCGCGCCCGUGACGGGCGCCAGUUGCUGCGACUUCCACCGCUCGCGAGUGAGUUCGCUCGCCUGAUGUUCCAGCUUUCCAUCUGUGCAGGGAAGCGGCGGUCCAGAAGCCGGCGCGCUGGGGAGCGCUCCCGAAGUUAAAUCAUGAUGCUGGCGGCGGAUCAUCCCCUCUCUCUGAUCAGGUAUAUAAAGGGAGGGAGGAGACCGUCGCCGAAGCUACCCCAAAGCACCAACACAUCAAUCACCUUCAUUCAAACCAAACAAACAAACACCGCUCGUUUUAACAACCAUGCCCUCGAUCCGCGCCAUCCUGUCCGUCGCCGCCGUGGCCAUUGCCUCCGUCUCGGCGACGCUCGACCCCGCCACCAGCAACUCCAAGGGCAAGUACCCGGCCAGCCCCAACUGCUCCGCCACCAAGGUCAGCAAGGCCAUCCAGGCCGCCGAGUGCGCCUACAACACGCGCGUCAGCGGCACCCAGACCUUUGCCGUCUUCAAGCAGGACCACCAGUACGACGGCAACAACGGCGCCCCGUACGGCACUUGCUCUGCCUACACGUGCACCGCCCCCGCUGACGGCGACCUCACCGCCGAUGACGACUACUGGACCUUCUUCUGGAACGACAACGGCUCCUCCAGCGGCGUCGGCACCACCUGCAUCAAGGACCCCAGCUCGGGCGAGUGCGGCUGCGAGAACAGCGACGGCACCUUUGUCGUCGGCAGCUCGUCCUGCAAAUAA